Miscanthus lutarioriparius is the source of this 1509-nucleotide messenger RNA. Lineage: Eukaryota; Viridiplantae; Streptophyta; Magnoliopsida; Poales; Poaceae. The record is from the annotation of a GenBank genome assembly.
AUGAGCAAGGAGGAUGUCCUAAAGGUGCAGACUCUGAUGCUGAGAGUCAACAUACACUGUGAUGGGUGCGAGAAGAAGGUCAAGAAGACCCUCCACAAGAUCGACGGUGUCUACCAGAGCAGCAUCGACGCGGAACAGGGGAAGGUGACGGUGUCCGGCUUGCUGGAUCCGGACACCAUCAUCAGGAAGCUCAACAAGGCCGGCAAGCCGGCCCAGCUGUGGGGUUCCAAGCCCGGCGUCCCUCAGAACGCCCACCAUGGCGGCGGCGGCGGGGGCAAGGGCCAUUCCAAGGCCGGCGGCGGCAAGGGCCAUUCCAAGGACGCCGGCGGUGGCAAGGGCCAUUCCAAGGACGCCGGCGGCGGCAAGGCCCAGAAGGGCGGUGCGGGUGGCAGCGGUCACAAGGGUGCUGGCGGCGGAGGUGGUGGUGGUGGUGGUGGUGGCGGGGGCAAGGAUGCGAAGAUGGUGAUGCCGCAGCCGACGCCGCAGCAGCUCCAGCAGCUGCAGCAGCAGCUGCAGAUGAAGGGGCUGAAGCUCCCGCCGCACCUCUUGGGUGGCAAUAUGCCGGCGUUCCCCGCGGCGGCGCCGUUGAAGGACCCCAAGUCCGUCAAGUUCGCCCUCCCCGAGGACAACUUCGACGACGACGGCAGCGAGUUCGACGAUGAGUUCGACGACGACGACUUCGAUGACGAGGACGACUACGACGACGACGGCUUCGACGACGAUGUCUACGACGACCCCAAGAUGAUGAUGAAGCCCAUGGCUAUGCCGCCGCCGGCCGGCGGGGGCGACAAGAAGGGCGGUGGUGGCAAGAAGGGUGGUGGAGGCGGCGGGAACGAGAUCCCGGUGCAGAUCAAGGGAAACAACCACGUCGGUGGGCAGCCGCCCAAUGCGAAGGGAGGCGGCGCCCCGGGCGGCGGAAGCCACCUGGGCCAGGGGAAGAAGGGCGGCGGCGUCGGUGUCGGUGGCCCGAUGGGCGGCAUGCUGCCUCAGCAGGGCAUGAUGAGGCCUAACAUGCUGGGUGGUGCCGGUGCCGGCUUCCCCGGCACCGCCCAGAUGGGCGGCGGACCUAUGGGCAUGCCGAAGGGCCACCCGCACAUGGGUGGUAUCAUGGAGCAGGGCGGCAGCGGCGGCGGCAUGCCGGGCCUGGGGUUCUACCAGGGAAGUGGCAACGGCGGCGGUGCUGGCGGCAUGCAUUCUGGGGCUGAGAUGCUUCAGGCCGCCGCGGCAGCCGGGAACCCUAUGGCGCAGCAGCAGUACAUGGCCCUGAUGCAGCAGCAGCAGCAACAGCAACAGCAGCAGCAGUACAUGGCCCUGAUGCAGCAGCAGCAACAGCAGCAGCAGAUGAUGCUGCAGCACGGGAACGGCGGAGCAGGUUACCCGGCGAUGGGCUACGGCUAUGGCCGGCCACCGAUGCAUUACCCGAUGGGGUACCCAAUGCCCCCGCACUCGCAUGCCGACAAUUACAACAUCUUCAGCGACGAGAACCCCAACAGCUGCUCACUGAUGUGA